UUCUGGACAUCUGUGCAGCCCACCCUGCUCUCCUCUUUCUAUCACUCUCACUUUCUCCUCCAGUCAAAGGAAGAACAGAAAAUAAGAAGGCAAGCUGUUUCCUCUCCAUCGCUCUAUUCAUCACCCCUUAUCUAUUCCUCUGCCUUUCCUCACCUCUGUCCCUUCACCCUUCUCUGUCCCCAUCUCUCUCUCCUUCUAAAGAGCUGUCUGGUUCUUACCCAACAUGCAUGCUUUUCUCUGUCUGUCCCCGUCUGCAGGAAGCUGUUGGAGGUGAAGGUCAUUGAUGAUGAGGAGUAUGAGAAGAACAAGACCUUCAUCAUCAAGCUGGGGGAGCCUGUGCUGCUGGAGAUCGGACGGAAACACGGUCAGUGCAGACUCAGAGCCGUACGGGUGCAAAGGAGCAGCCCCAUGUUAUCUCUGUCAGUCUCAAAUGUUCUGUUUCACACAAUCAGUUAUUGGAAAAACACAACGGCUGUAUAUAAUGGAUAGAAUGGUAGUUGUGGAAGUGCUAUAGGUUUUAUUUGACCCUGGCAGUUCCAUGUUGUAAGUGAUAAGGUUGUGGCGCAUAGAAUCACAACACAUGACAUCCUUAACCAGUAAUAGAUUUUAUUCCAAAUAUAGUUAUGUUACUUUCUUUCUUUCUUUCAAACAUUUUAUUUGACAUUUUCUAUAUAGAUAAAACCACAAUAACACACAAACAAAUAUAUACACAAACUAAUUUAAUGUUCUCAGUGCCUUUUUCCUGCAACGUGAUACCCAUGAGAAAAAACAUUUCAGUUUCCCCCCUCACAGAACUCUAUGUAUGAUUCAUUGGUAUACAGUGAGGGAAAAAAGUAUUCGAUCCCCUGCUGAUUUUGUAAGUUUGCCCACUGACAAAGACAUGAUCAGUCUAUAUUUUUAAUGGUAGGUUUAUUUGAACAGUGAGAGACAGAAUAACAACAACAAAAUCCAGAAAAACGCAUGUCAAAAAUUUUAUAAAUUGAUUUGCAUUUUAUUGAGGGAAAUAAGUAUUUGACCCCUCUGUAAAACAUUACUUAGUACUUGGUGGCAAAACCCUUGUUGGCAAUCACAGAGGUCAGACGUUUCUUGCAGUUGACCACCAGGUUUGCACACAUCUCAGAAGGGAUUUUGUCCCACUCCUCUUUGCAGAUCUUCUCCAAGUCAUUAAGGUUUCGAGCCUGACGUUUGGCAACUCGAACCUUCAGCUCCCUCCACAGAUUUUCUAUGGGAUUAAGGUCUGGAGACUGGCUAGGCCACUCCAGGACCUUAAUGUGCUUCUUCUUGAGCAACUCCUUUGUUGCCUUGGCCGUGUGUUUUGGGUCAUUGUCAUGCUGAAAUACCCAUCCACGACCCAUUUUCAAUGCCCUGUCUGAGGGAAGGAGUUUCUCACCCAAGAUUUGACGGUACAUGGCGCCAUCCAUCGUCCCUUUGAUGUGGUGAAGUUGUCCUGUCCCCUUAGCAGAAAAACACCCCCAAAGCAUAAUGUUUCCACCUCCAUGUUUGACAGUGGGGAUGGUGUUCUUGGGGUCAUAGGCAGCAUUCCUCCUCCUCCAAACACGGCGAGUUGAGUUGAUGCCAAAGAGCUCGAUUUUGGUCUCAUCUGACCACAACACUUUCACCCAGUUCUCCUCUGAAUCAUUCAGAUGUUCAUUGGCAAACUUCAGACAGGCCUGUAUAUGUGCUUUCUUGAGCAGGGGGACCUUGCGGGCGCUGCAGGAUUUCAGUCCUUCACGGCGUAGUGUGAAACCAAUUGUUUUCUUGAUGACUAUGGUCCCAGCUGCCUUGAGAUCAUUGACAAGAUCCUCCCGUGUAGUUCUGGGCUGAUUCCUCACCGUUCUCAUGAUCAUUGCAACUCCACGAGGUGAGAUCUUGCAUGGAGCCCCAGGCCGAGGGAGAUUGACAGUUAUUUUGUGUUUCUUCCAUUUGCGAAUAAUCGCACCAACUGUUGUCACCUUCUCACCAAGCUGCUUGGCGAUGGUCUUGUAGCCCAUUCCAGCCUUGUGUAGGUCUACAAUCUUGUCCCUGACAUCCUUGGAGAGCUCUUUGGUCUUGGCCAUGGUGGAGAGUUUGGAAUCUGAUUGAUUGAUUGCUUCUGUGGACAGGUGUCUUUUAUACAGGUAACAAGCUGAGAUUAGGAGCACUCCCUUUAAGAGUGUGCUCUUAAUCUCAGCUCGUUACCUGUAUAAAAGACACCUGGGAGCCAGAAAUCUUUCUGAUUGAGAGGGGGUCAAAUAUUUCCCUCAUUAAAAUGCAAAUCAAUUCAUAACAUUUUUGACAUGCGUUUUUCUGGAUUUUGUUUGUUGUUAUUCUGUCUCUCACUGUUCAAAUAAACCUACCAUUAAAAUUAUAGACUGAUAAUUUCUUUUUCAGUGGGCAAACGUACAAAAUCAGCAGGGGAUCAAAUACUUUUUUCCCUCACUGUACUAUUUAUGCUCAGAUCAUUCAUUUGAUAAGUAAAUUACAUUGCAUUUUUGUAUACCGGUACAUGUUAUAUAGCAGGAGGUAAGGAUAGGUUGACAUUGAAUUGUUCCUUUGCUUCACAGGAGACUCCAAUGACAACAAGCCAGCAGGAACUGAUGAGGAGGAGGUGUCCAAGAUGGGCUGUCCCAGCCUGGGAGAACACACCAAGCUGGAGGUGGUGAUCGAGGAGUCCUACGAGUUCAAGGUAACCUACAAAACCCUCUCUUACGCACAAAUCCCCACCCCCCCGCAAAAUCAUAUUUAUUAAAAGCAUGUCCGCUGGUUAGAGAGAUCAGCCUUUGCCCUCUGUUAAAUAUUACUAAACAAACAAAUGUAGUAAAAAAAAAUGGGGCAAGAUGACAUUGCACACAGCAUAAACAUCAGACCAACCCUGACCUCAUCCACCCCAUACAAUACUUCUCUAUCCAUUCUAUGUAUUGAUAAUUCUAUUUUAUGAUAGCUGAAAUCUGAUUGUCAUUAUUUUCUUGCAUUUUUGCUUGUCCAUGUGUGUGUCCGUGUGUAUGUUUGUGUGUAUGUUUGUGUGUAUGUCUGUGUGUAUGUUUGUGUGUGUAGAACACAGUGGAUAAGCUGAUUAAGAAGACUAACCUUGCUCUGGUGGUGGGCAGCAGUAGCUGGAGAGAGCAGUUUGUCAAUGCUGUCACUGUCAGUGCAGGUGAGUGCCUCUCUCUCCUUCACUCCUAAAUCUCAGGGGCAGACUCAUUAACGCUGCAUGGUCUUGCAUUAACAGAGAGUCAGAGGUGUGUUGUUCAGGGCAGAGAAAUCACACUGGGAGCAGUAAUGAAGUAACAGACAUGCAAGUUGCUGUUCAAGUUGAAGCAACAAAAGGGUCAUGAAUUUUGAAACUGUGUAAACACCUCUCUCUUUCUCUCUCCCAGGUGAUGAUGAUGAGGAGGAGAGUGGGGAGGAGCGCCUGCCAUCCUGUUUCGACUACAUCAUGCACUUCCUCACAGUGUUCUGGAAGGUUCUGUUCGCCUUUGUCCCGCCCACAGAGUACUGGAACGGCUGGGCCUGCUUCUUUGUGUCCAUCUCCCUGAUUGGUGUUCUGACGGCUGUGACCGGGGACCUGGCCUCUCAUUUUGGCUGCACAGUGGGGCUCAAGGAUUCUGUCACUGCCGUAGUAUUUGUGGCCCUGGGGACUUCCGUUCCAGGUGGGUGCCUGUCUAUCUCUGUGUAGCCUCUCUCUGUCUGUCAGUCUUUCUCUGGGCUGUAUCUGUCUCUGUUGUCCGAUUUUAAACCUUGCCAGAAUCAGUAACUGUUUUCUAACCAGCUAUUUCUGCUUCCUGCAUGUUCUCCCAGACACCUUUGCCAGUAAAGUGGCAGCCAUCCAGGACCAGUACGCUGACGCCUCCAUCGGCAACGUGACAGGCAGUAAUGCAGUGAAUGUGUUCCUGGGCAUCGGCGUGGCGUGGACCAUCGCGGCCGUCUACUGGAAGACCAAGGGCAAGAAGUUCCUUGUGGAGCCAGGCUCGCUGGCCUUCUCUGUCACCUUGUUCACCAUCAUGGCGUUCGUGUGUGUCCUGGUGCUGAUGUACCGCCGCCGGGCCGGCGUGGCAGGGGGCGAACUGGGG
Messenger RNA from Coregonus sp. 'balchen', 4049 nucleotides. The record is from the annotation of a GenBank genome assembly. NCBI's taxonomy places the organism in Eukaryota, Metazoa, Chordata, Actinopteri, Salmoniformes, Salmonidae.